AUGAAUGUGGAAAAGGAAUUUAAGAGCCUAGGAGCACCGAAAUUUAGAGAAGAAACUGAGGAAGGUCCCAUUGAUGUGGAUCUUUGGUUAAACGACAUUAAUAUUAUGCUUGAGGGUCUCUAUUGUUCUGAAAUAGAGAAGUUGGAUGGAGUAGUCUCAUUACUACAAGGACAAGCAUGGAUAUGGUGGACUAACGUGACAAUGAGAGCUCCUAGGGACAAAGUAGCAUGGUCAUUCUUUCUGGAAGAGUUCAAGAACAAGCUCCAAGUUUUGCUUUCACAAAGAAUGUACCUAUCUGUUUCAUUGAAACGAAAUUCUCGUCUUUGUUUCUUCUUGUUUUUGCAGUCUUACAUAGUGUACUUGGGAGGACACGGUCAUGGUCUGAAUCCUACAUCGGCUGAACUUCAAGAGGUCAAGAAUUCUCAUUACGAAUUGCUGGGUUCAUUUGUGGGAAGCACUGAAACAGCAAAAGAGAAAAUCUUCUACUCGUACACUAAGAACAUCAAUGGCUUCGCUGCUUUACUUGAUGAAGAAGAAGCAUCACAGAUAUCAAAGCAUCCGAAUGUGGUUUCGGUUUUCCCCAACAAAGGAAGAAAGCUACACACAACACGAUCAUGGGAUUUUCUCACAUUAGAGAGAAACGGAAUUAUCCCUUCGGAUUCUCUUUGGAAGAGGGCAAGAUUUGGUGAAGAUACAAUAAUUGGAAACCUUGACACUGGUGUCUGGCCGGAAUCUAAGAGCUUUAGAGACGAUGACAUGGGGCCUAUCCCGUCUCGAUGGCGAGGGUCAUGUCAACGCGGCGUUCGUUGUAACAGGAAGCUUAUCGGAGCCAAGUACUUCAACAAAGGGUAUGCCGCUUUCCUUGGCGAAGAACUCAAUGCGACCUUAAGGACUGUAAGGGACCUCGAGGGCCAUGGUUCCCACACUCUUUCAACAGCUGGUGGCAACUUUGUUCAUGGUGCUAGCGUUUUUGGUUAUGGCAAUGGCACUUCAAAGGGAGGUUCACCUAAAGCCCGUGUUGCUACUUAUAAAGUUUGUUGGCCCCCCGUCGAUGGUAACCAGUGUUUUGAUGCUGACAUCAUGGCCGCUUUUGAUGUUGCCAUAAGUGAUGGUGUGGACGUGCUUUCCUUGUCUUUGGGUGGUGAGCCGGCUGAGUUUUUUGAAGAUGGUGUUUCCAUCGGUGCCUUCCAUGCUGCCAAGAAAGGGAUUUCUGUCGUUUUAUCUGCCGGAAACUCUGGACCGACUCCCGGUACCGUAUCGAACUUGUCACCAUGGAUGUUUACUGUUGCUGCUAGCACAAUUGAUAGGGAGUUUACAAGUUAUGCUGAGCUAGGCAAUAACGUGCAACUCAAGGGAGCUAGCCUUGCUACUGCAGCAUUGAAAUCGAGAAAUUUGUAUCCGCUGAUCAGUGCUGAACAGGCCAAAGCGGGAAAUGCGUUGGCUGCUGUUGCUAUCCUCUGUCAAGCAGGAUCACUGGACCCCAAGAAGGUUAAAGGGAAGAUAUUAGUUUGUCUUCGUGGAGAAAAUGCAAGAACAGAUAAGGGAAGGCAGGCUCUUCUUGCAGGUGCAGUCGGCAUGAUUCUUGCAAACGAUGAAAAAAGCGGAAAUGAAAUUAUAGCGGAUCCUCAUUUGCUUCCGGCAACUCACUUAAAUUUCACUGAUGGUCUCACAGUUUAUGCAUACAUUAAUUCAACCAAGAACCCUACAGCAUAUAUAACUCCAGUGAAGACAAAAUUGGAUACAAAGCCUGCACCAUUUAUGGCUUCUUUCUCUUCUAGGGGACCCAACGUAAUCGAGCCAGCAAUCCUUAAGCCAGAUAUAACUGCACCAGGUGUGAGCAUCAUUGCUGCAUUCACUGGAGCACUCGGUCCAACUGAAGACGCCUUAGACAGUCGCAGAUUACCUUUCACCUCAAUGUCUGGAACUUCCAUGUCGUGCCCACAUGUUUCUGGUAUUGCUGGUCUUCUCAAGAGUCUCCACCCAGAUUGGAGCCCUGCGGCUAUAAGGUCUGCUAUCAUGACCACUGCAAGAACUAGAGACAACACUGUGAAUCCAAUGCUGGAUUCAGACAACAAGAUGGCAACCCCAUUCGAAUACGGCGCAGGACAUGCAAGACCGAACCGUGCAAUGGAUCCUGGUCUCGUCUAUGACUUAACAGUGGACGAUUACUUGAACUACUUGUGUGCUCGCGGCUACAACGAAACCUCGAUACAACUGUUCUCAGGCAAGCCGUACUCUUGCUCAAAAUCAAACAGAGUUACAGACUUGAACUACCCUUCCAUAACAGUCCCUGAACUCGAAAGCUCAGCAACCAUCAGAAGGAAAGUUAAGAAUGUAGGUACACCGGGGACAUAUAGAGCUCACGUCAGAUCACCUGCCGGAGUUUCGGUCACGGUUAAACCUUUGACAUUGACGUUUGAGAAGAUCGGUGAAGAGUUGAAAUUUAGAGUGACAUUUAAAACAAAGAGGAAAGCAGAUGCAGGUGGCGAAGGGUAUGCAUUUGGGGUGUUGACAUGGUCUGAUGGGUUUCACUAUGUUAGAAGUCCUUUGGUGGUGAAGCAUAAGUAGAAUUUCUUUUUUCUUUUUUUUUCUUUUAAUAUAUUGGGGGUUUGAUUUUAUUUCUCAUUCCAUUCUUUAGGAAAAAGUUUAGGAAGAAAUGCCAA
Hibiscus syriacus is the source of this 2663-nucleotide messenger RNA. RefSeq names its product subtilisin-like protease SBT5.4. Gene Ontology annotation, molecular function: serine-type endopeptidase activity. The transcript has 11 exons. Gene Ontology annotation, biological process: proteolysis. Lineage: Eukaryota; Viridiplantae; Streptophyta; Magnoliopsida; Malvales; Malvaceae. The record is from RefSeq and is a predicted model, not a curated record. The coding region runs from base 1 to 2568 and encodes 855 amino acids.